Messenger RNA from Vitrella brassicaformis, 2805 nucleotides. The record is from the annotation of a GenBank genome assembly. Lineage: Eukaryota; Vitrellaceae.
CUCGUCUCGCAGUCUCUCCUCAGGCGGCUGUCAUGGUACCAACGGCGUCCCUGAUCCUGUUUGCUUUUGCUGCUUCCGGCCUGCAAUGCAAUGCAAUCCCGGCCUCCGUAGUCGGUCGGCAUGUUGGCCGCCACGCCAAUCUCAAUGUGACAAUCGCGCGUGCUGGGCCGUUUGCGAAGCAGCAGGCGGGGCUCGUCUACAAAGGAUUCUACGAGGCGGCGUCAGGCAAGAGGGAGCCGUCCAACCGCCGGGAGGAGGGCUUCAUGAAGCUGGCUGCUAAAGCGGCAGAGAAGGAUGGAGGGGGCCUGGUGGAGGACGCCCCUAACGCCACCAAAGCUGUCUACUUUGAUCAAUGCCACGGUGAUCUCAAAACGCACAGCGCACAUGCAGACGAUACAUAGAUCGUCCGGCCCUUCCCAUGUCUCAUGUAUGUCUGGUCUUUGGUGAUACAUAGUCAACAAGUGGCUGUCGGGCAAGGCCCCCGGGUACGUGAGUGAGAGUGAGAGUGUGGAGAGGCCGGGAUCACAUGGUAUGUACGUCUCGGUGCAUCUGGUUGUCUUUGUGUGCACGCAGAUGGUGUGACCCAGCUCUGAAGGAGAGCAAGGCCAAGUCUAGGCAUCUGCCGGACGGAAAAACCAUGGUCAUCAUCCGUGGCAGUAAGCUCGACCCCAAAACCAUGGCCAUCAUCCGCGGCAGUGAGCUCGACCCCAAACUCGGCCACACCCGGCGGACCUUUUCUCCCAUCGAGCACAACAUGCCCAUGCCCCCUGCACAACAUGCUCAUGCCCAUGCCCAUGCCCAUGCCUACACUUCGCCCUGUAAAGAGCUCUACCACACCUCGGAACAAACUGUGGCCGAGUCGGGCGAGAUGGUGAUGGGCGAGCUGACUGCUUUCACAAUCCCCACCAUUGACUGGCUUGAGCAGGACGCGUUCCCCUCCCCGCUGCCCACUUGGCUGCUGGCGGACAAGAUCACACGCGCCAAGUACGGACACAGCAAGUGGUACGGCUUCCCUAUGGGCUCUCCGGUGAAACCGAGACACUGCACCGGCGUCAUCGGCAAAGGUGGCCUCGGCAAGUGGGGCCCCAACUUCGCCGCAGACUCCCUGGUCAGUCAGUAAGCGGAGAGAAACGGACGGGAAUGAGCGCUCAAAUGAGCGCUCACUCUUGGAUAGAAUGGAUGCAAUCGUGUCGAUGCAGUUGGGCCGCAAGGUACGGCACCUGAGAUCUUCCUUGACUCUUCCUUUACUUGGCCUGUCACCUUGUUUCGCAAGAAUCCCAACACUGAGGAGCUGGAGAUUUUGCUCAUCAAGCGCAAGGACAGCGGCGACUGGGCUUUCCCUGGCGGAAUGGUCGACGAUAAGGUGCGCCGCGUGUGGACAGACGAGAGACGGAAAGACACUCGUGUCCAGUGUGGACAUGCGUGUGUGUUGGCUGACGUGGACAGGAAUAUCACAAGCCAGUGAUCACUGCCGCCAGUGAUCACUGCCGCACGGUCAAGCAUACACACGCACAUACACAUACACGUAAUGUCGCGAGACUGUCUCUUUGCGGGUCGAUCAGGGAGCUGAUCGAGGAAACAUUGACGGGCACGGAGGGCAAGUCUAUCUGCGACGACUGGAGCACCAUCCAAGAGAAGCCGAGCUUCCAGGCCAUGAUGAAAACACUGGGCCUGGAGGUCGCCGAAGGCGACAUCAAGUUCGCCUGCAAGGGCGGCGAGGACAAGUGCGACGAAGCCGACUGCGAGGUGCACAUCUCGGGAGACGAGGAGUUCGGCGGUGUCGAGACAUUGCAGUCGUCGGCUACACCGGUGUACGCAGGAUACGGUACGUACGUCGAUAGAUACGUACAGGAAAGGAUACCAACGUUGGUAUGUAUGUACUUAUUCCCUGAGUGGAUCGAUGGCUCACCACUUGAUUGAAUACUCAUCUGUUCGUUCAGUUGACGACCCCCGCAACACCGACAACGCCUGGAUGGAGUCGUUCGUUUUGGGAUGGCUCGUCCUUGACAACCUCGCUGAAGAGCUCGACGACCUGCCCGGAGGGUCCGACUCCACCGAAGGUCGGUCGGCAACACGCCCAUGCAUACACACACAAGCGCACACGGCCCGUGUCUCGUUCGCACCUAUGGGUGUUGAUGAAUACAGUCGCCUGGUGGCCCAUCCACAAAUCGAUCCCCAAGGGCAGCGGGGAGAAGGCCCCGAUGCUCCAGGACGGCACUCUGUUCGCCAGCCACUCGUUCUUCCUCCGCGCCGCCACCCAAUUCAUCCUCGAGGAGAAUCUCGACUUCGCCAACGAAGACGAGAUCAGAGAGGCGCUGGCGAAGGGUGAGUGAGUGGGGGGAGGGGGAGGGCGACGGGUUCGUUGUGGCCAUCCGGUGUGUGUGUGUGUGUGUGUGUUUGUUGCAUGCAGCCAACUCUGAGAGCAUCUACAAAUCUCACCUGGAGUGAGUGAGACGCACGAGUACACACACAUUCUGUCUACCUGCCUGCCUGCCUGCCUGCCUGCAGCGCCUUCGUCGACAAAGUCCACGACGUGUAGGUUGGCGACUCAGAAACAGGCGAACAAGAGGAAGGAGAGAGGGAAAGAGAGACUUUUUCGUGUAGUCAGUCAGGGGCGGGUGGGUGGAAGGAAGGUUCAGGGCAGUGCAGUGCAUGCCUGAGUUGUUCUGCGAUGACGGACGGUACAGUAGAUGAUGCCGACUGCCCGAUCGAUGUGAGUGGGAUGGAUGGAUGUCCAACAAGGCCUGCCUCACUCACCGUCACACACACACACACAGCACAGGCCGCUGAGUCUCUUACGAUGCG